Molecule: messenger RNA, 973 nt
Organism: Effrenium voratum
Lineage: Eukaryota; Dinophyceae; Suessiales; Symbiodiniaceae
Source: the annotation of a GenBank genome assembly
AGCUGUCGGAUGUCGAACCCCAUUCUCCGUUAGCGAACCGCGGCGAAGCGCGGCGCCGGCGAAUCGUGUGCCGUUUGGAGGCCCGCGGAGUGUCCGCUGAUGCGGACGAGCCUGUGCCUGCUGGCCCUUGGGCCCGUCGCGGCCCAGAGGCAUUGGCAUGGCCAUAGCGAGUUGCAGCCAGACGAGCUCUCUCGAGAGCUGAAGGCCGAGUCGCCGGAAGCGGAGACGCUGCUACGGCUCCGGCGGGCCGUGCCGCAGAGGUGGCCGAUUUGGGACACCUCCCACAUGGAGGCCUUCGGGCACCUGCUGGGCGCCCGGAAGUUCGGGCCCCACGCCACGUCCGCCGCACAUUUUGAAUGGCCACAACGAGGUCUCACAUCUCUGGAGUACCUCGCGUCCGCGGAAUGGGGUUUCAUGGCGGUGGUGCUGGCCAUGCUUCUCACCUUGGACGCGGUGCUGCUGCAGAGCCUCCCGGAGUCCCGGAGGUCUCACGUCAGCGUGCUGCUGAUCUGGAUCGCUGUGGCGCUGGCGUGCUGCGUGGAGGUUUGGGUCUGCGCGGGGACUGAAGCCGGCACUACCUGGCUCUCCGGGUACCUCAUGGAGAUGCUCUACUCGGCGGAUCACGUCUUUGUGAUGCAGAUGAUCUUCAGCAGUUUGGACACCCCUCACCGGCUGAUGCCGAAGGCGCUCUACAUCGCCAUGAUGGGCAGCAUGGGCUUCCGGUUGAUUGGGUUUCUGGGAGCGCCGGUGAACACCCGGAUCUUCUCCUGGAUCUUGGGCACUGUCUUUGUGUACGCAGGCAUCUCGCGGCUGGCGCGCCGGGCCGGCAGCUGCCCGGACGUCACGGACAGCCCGGCCGUUCGCGUGCUCCGCACCUUGCUGGGCGAGCGGCUCGGGGAGUUCUACGACGAGGACGGCGAGGCCAUUCUGGUGGAUGUGAAGGGCAAGUACCGGCUGAGCCUCCUGGGCGUGG